Zingiber officinale is the source of this 1444-nucleotide messenger RNA. Its product is annotated as elongation of fatty acids protein 3-like. Gene Ontology annotation, biological process: fatty acid elongation, monounsaturated fatty acid; sphingolipid biosynthetic process; very long-chain fatty acid biosynthetic process. Gene Ontology annotation, cellular component: endoplasmic reticulum membrane. Bases 231 to 1259 code for a protein of 342 amino acids. Gene Ontology annotation, molecular function: fatty acid elongase activity. Lineage: Eukaryota; Viridiplantae; Streptophyta; Magnoliopsida; Zingiberales; Zingiberaceae. The record is from RefSeq and is a predicted model, not a curated record. The transcript has a single exon.
UUUUUUUAAUUAAUUUUUCUCGUCUCCUCUACAGGAAAUCAUCAGUCAUCGCCAACCAGUUCAUUAAAUUGUCGAUCCGCACGCGGAGAGGAGACGAGGCUGAAGGAUUUCUCAUGCGUUCGAUCUCAACAGCCGCCGCUGGCACGUGGUAUUCCACAACGACGACGAUCGAGAAUUGCUGAAGAAAAGGAAAAGGAAAAGGAAAAUCAAUCCAAUUGGGGUCAGCUUGGAUGAAUAAUAGCGGCGGCGGCGGCGGCGGCGGAAUCGCGUAUUGGAUGGCGGAGCACCCGGCCAUCAUCGGCUUCCGGUGGAGCCACGCCCAGUCUUGGGGCUCCACCUGGCCCUUCCUGGUCUCCUUCCUCGCCUCCUACGCCCUCUUCGCCGUCGCCCUCCACCUCCUGCUCCGCCUCCUCCGCCUCAAGCCUCUUCCCCUAGGCCCCCUCCCUGCACUCCACUCCCUCGCCAUGGCCCUCGCCUCCGCCGCCAUCUUCCUCGGCCUCCUCCUCUCCUCCGCCGCCGAGAUCCGCGACACCCGCUGGUACUGGCGCGGCCGCGCCCGCACCACCCCGCUGCAGUGGCUCCUCUGCUUCCCCCUUGGCACCCGCCCCUCUGGCCGCGUCUUCUUCUGGUCCUACGCCUUCUACCUCUCCCGCUUCCUCCACCUCCUCCGCACCUUCAUCAACAUCCUCCGCCGCCGCCGCUGCGCCCUCGCCGCCGUAUUCCGCCACUCCGCCUUCGUCUGCAUGUCCUUCCUCUGGCUCGAAUUCUCCCAGUCCUUCCAGGUCGUCGCCAUUCUCUCCGCCACGCUCGCCCAGACCAUCGUCUUCGGCUACCGCUUCUGGGUCGGGGUCGGCCUCCCGGCGGCCUCCCGUAGCGGGGCCCUUCUCGUGCUCGCCUGCCAGGUGGCGCUCACCGGCUCCAACCUCGUCUGCCACUUGAGCUUCCUCCUCCUCCACUUCGCCAAGGGCGGAUGUAACGGCAUCGGCGCCUGGGUUUUCAACUCCGUCCUCAACGCCGCGCUGCUCUUCCUCUUCGUCGACUUCUACGUCAAGGAGGAAGUCAGGAGGAAGACAGGCGAGAUCUUGGAAGACGACACCGGGAGCGACCAGCAUCACCAUUCCGGUACCCAUCGCCUUCACCAUAGUAAACGACCCUCCUUCGAAGCUAAAAACAACAAUAAAUUCCUUCGGAAAUCAGGAACCGGGAAAACUAAAUUCGUCUUCUAUCGCCAUAAAUUCGCUCCUCUGUACAGCUACUGAAAAAGGAACUUUUUUUCUUCUCAUUUUACCUUGAAAAGAUAAAAAUUUUGCAAUAAAUGUAAUUAAACAAUUGCAGCUUAAAGAUUACGAAUCCAUAAAUCUGUCCUGAUUCCUUCUGGAUCAAAGAAAGGACAGUUGAUGUAAAUCUACUCAACGUAAUAACAAAGUCCUUCUAUGUUUAUCUU